AUGGAUUACCAGAAUCGCGCAGGCUCCAAAUUUGGAGGCGGUGGUGUCGCAUCACAGUCCGCGACGAAUGCCGACCGACGAGAGCGUCUCCGAAAGCUCGCACUCGAGACCAUCGACCUUGACAAGGACCCGUACUUCUUCAAGAACCACGUCGGCAGCUUCGAGUGCCGUCUCUGUUUGACGGUCCACCAGAACGAUGGAUCCUAUCUCGCGCAUACACAAGGAAGGAAGCAUCAGACAAACCUGGCACGUCGUGCGGCGAAGGAGCAGAGAGAAGGCAAAAGAGAUGAUGUGGGCCAGCAAGGACUCCUCGCGGGUGUACUGCCCAAGAAGAACGUCAUCAAGAUCGGUCGGCCUGGAUACCGCAUUACAAAAGUACGCGACCCGAACACACGCCAAAAUGGCUUGUUGUUCCAGUUCCAGUUCCCGGACCUCACCCCCGGCAUCACUCCCAAGGUCCGUGUCAUGAGCGCAUACGAGCAGAAGGUGGAAGAGCCCGACCCAAACUACCAGUACCUCAUUGUUGCUGGUGAGCCUUACGAGACGGUCGCGGUGAAGCUACAAUCUCGCGACAUCGACAGACGGGAGGGCAAGUUCUGGUUCUGGUUCGACGAAGACGCCAAGGAAUUCUGGUGCCAGAUUCUCUUUAAGACUGAGCGUGACGAACGCUUCAGCGCAGUACCAGGUCUUGCUCCCGGACGAUAG
Molecule: messenger RNA, 705 nt
Organism: Alternaria ethzedia
Lineage: Eukaryota; Fungi; Ascomycota; Dothideomycetes; Pleosporales; Pleosporaceae
Exons: 2
Coding region: 1-705 (234 amino acids)
Biological process (GO): spliceosomal complex assembly
Cellular component (GO): catalytic step 2 spliceosome; U2 snRNP; U2-type prespliceosome
Molecular function (GO): nucleic acid binding; zinc ion binding
Source: RefSeq, a predicted model, not a curated record